AUGAGUGCCAAUGGUACUGAUCCAACGACUCUCACAGCGCCAGUAACGGCUACGGCCAGCGAAUCGACAGGCCCCUAUAGCCGCGCUUUCGAGGAACAAUGGACUGGUAACCAAGCUCACCCCCAAACAGACGCCUCACAAGAGCAUGAAUGGGCGGAGGUCAUGACUGCACUGGCUAGGCGGAGGCCCUCACUCGCGCAUUCUAUGUUCUCCCCUGCUAGCUUCAGCAAUUUCCAGGCGCACAAUAUAAGGGCCGGCUACUUGAAUAAAUCUUCUAUAUCGUUAUCUGUGAUCCCGACCCUAAUCGGCCAACAGCAACUCGAUCAGCUCCCCGGCUACGGAGUACUCUUUAAUAAUCUGAAGCCCCUCACCAAGGGCACGAUCCAAGCUAUCAAACCGGAGAUCUAUUACGGCGCUAACCCAAGCGAUCUUGGACCCUCGAUCCGCGAUGAGCUCGCUGGCUAUGUCGUACCGUCGACAGAUACGAGCUAUCCUAUGGCGCCGAAUUUCUUCCUAGAGGUUAAGGGCCCAAACGUAAGCAAGGCCGAGAUCACGCGGCGAGCUUGCCGCCUUGGUGCUAUUGGAUCUCGGGCUAUGCAUAUCCUACGAAAUUACAAGGAAGAUCAGGCUCAAUACGAUGGCAAACCCUACACAUUCAGCUCGACUUAUGUGGCUGGUACCCUGAAUAUUUUCGCCCACCACAUCGCGGCACCUAAGACCCCAGGGGGACGACCCGAGUACCAGAUGACUCUAGUGGGCUCGUGGAAUCUUAUUGGGGAUAUUGACAGUUUCCGCAGUGGGGUCGCUGCGUUCAGGAACGCCAGAGACUUGGCCAAACAGUAUCGUGACCGUUUGGUUGAGGACCUGAAAGCCAGAGUGGCCAGGUGCAGGAACCAAAUGAGUCCAAGAGUCAAGCUGGAGCCGGAAGACUAG
This is a messenger RNA of Clonostachys byssicola, 933 nucleotides long. The record is from the annotation of a GenBank genome assembly. NCBI's taxonomy places the organism in Eukaryota, Fungi, Ascomycota, Sordariomycetes, Hypocreales, Bionectriaceae.